AUGCAUCUGGCCUAAGGUCAAUUGGCUGCGGACAAGGCAGACAUGCAGGUGUUGAAGAACUAUGAUUUGAGCCGCCCCGCCGAGUGCGCAAUCGAAACUGCUGCUCUGCUAAAGGCCGAAUUCCCAUGGUCCCUGUCACACACGACGCAUCUCGUCGCGUUGUUGGCUUCAAACGCUGCAAUGGUAGGCUUUCCCGGACUCCAACCUUGUUCUAUUCUCGAAUCAUCCCUCCCGCGCCUUCGAUCAGCGUCCUUGAGACCUUUGCAGCCUGUUCACUUGGUUGCUUGUGGCUACGCAGUUCCACAUGCGACUCAUCAACGUGGAUAAUCUUUCUCUGAAGGAGUUCAACGAGGCCAACACUCCCGAAUAUGCCAUCCUAUCUCACACUUGGGUAGAUGGCCAGGAGGUUUCAUUCCAUGAGAUGCAGAGUCCAAACCGAAGUCGAGCCACGAAGCACAAAUCCGGGUUCAAAAAGAUCGAGAGGUGUGCCAACGAGGCCAAAGAUCACAAUCUCGCGUGGAUAUGGGUAGACACGUGCUGUAUCGACAAAAGCAGUUCUGCCGAGCUGAGCGAGGCCAUCAAUUCCAUGUACCACUAUUACCGCCAGGCCAGCGUGUGCUUUGCGUAUCUCGCCGAUGUAGAUCUUGAUUCGGACAGGCUGCGCCCAAGGCUUGUGUCACUGUCUUCGGGGCUUCAAUUAAGUGCAAACGCCGGCAGACAGCUGAUAGAAAAAAUCAGAGACAGCAAGUGGUUUACACGUGGAUGGACGUUGCAGGAGCUCAUUGCGCCGAAGAAUCUGUUCUUUUACUCCUCCAGUUGGAGAUUCCUCGGUGAAAAGAGAAUAGUGGCCAGAGAGCUCGCGGAGAUCACGCGUAUUCCCCCGCAUGUGCUGAAGAACGGCGAUGUAGCUUCGUGUAGCAUUGCUCAGAGGAUCUCCUGGGCGGCGACAAGGCAGACGACAAGAACAGAGGAUAUUGCUUACUGUUUGCUCGGAAUACUGGAGAUCAACAUGCCUCUUCUCUAUGGCGAAGGAGGCAAAGCAUUCAUACGUCUGCAGGAAGAGAUUAUUCGCAAUUCUACUGAUCAGAGCAUCCUUGCGUGGGAGUUUGAAGACAACCUUGACGAUCCGCUAUCUUACCUCACUGGCUGUCUGGCAGACUCCCCGAAGCGCUUUAAGAAUUGUGGUAGCAUAGUGGAAAAGAUAAAUCACGAAGACGAUGCCCGAAACCUGGCUUUUGCAGUGACGAAUCUUGGGCUCAACAUAAAUUUACCUAUCAACAUUCACCCUAACGGUGUCAUUAGUGCGGCGCUCAAUUGCCAGAGAACUGGGAGCGAUGGGAAGCAUGAACAAGUACGUAUCUUCAUGCGACAGUUGCGAAGAGGGUUACACGCCCGGAUUCCAACCCGAAAGGAUCUUCUUGUCGACAAAGAGUCCCUUCAACAAGCCGACAUUACCAUUAUACGCCGCACUUCCCCCUUUGCACCGAAAGUCGCCCACUUUAGCGAAGCGUACGCGCUCAUGUUGACUUCAAAGGAUAAUCAGAUGAAAAAGGUCUUCAUGGCGCCAGGUUUCGACCAGCGCAAAAACUUAGGAGUAGCGACCAGCAAAGGGCUCUACAGCCUCCGUCGCCCACCCCCACCGCCAAAGAAGGACACAAUCUUAGCGUUCAUUGUAGCUGGUGACUAUCGGACUGUCGGGCUAAUCAUUGGAAUCACGCCAGGCACGGAGAGGGACGUGUUAUGGUGUCAGUUCAUGGACAUGCAGAUGAUAGGAGAUGUAACAAGCCAGACGUCGCACGUCCGGAACGUCGUUGACCAGCCGUUAUCACCAUUGAUAGAGUUACCUAGAAACAACCGAGUAACAUGGGAGGCGGGGACGCGAUUUAAGAUGCCAACAGACAAUGAACCGCGCACAUUCAGCGGCCGACCUGGCAGUUUGACUUCAGAUGCUAGUAAACUGACAAUACAAUGCAGCCCUGAGGUAGUAGACGAUAGACUCGUGCUGCACAUUGACGUCGGAUGUCUCUGGUAAGCACUUUGUAUAGAACGGCGUCAAUGAUGGCGUUCGUGGUGGUUUUGGCCAAGUCGUUUGGAUUGAAUCUAUUACAAGACCGUACCAUAUCAUGCUAGCUGUGCC
This is a messenger RNA of Verruconis gallopava, 2137 nucleotides long. RefSeq lists its product as uncharacterized. The coding region runs from base 305 to 2032 and encodes 575 amino acids. NCBI's taxonomy places the organism in Eukaryota, Fungi, Ascomycota, Dothideomycetes, Venturiales, Sympoventuriaceae. The record is from RefSeq and is a predicted model, not a curated record. The transcript has a single exon.